Messenger RNA from Stylonychia lemnae, 4032 nucleotides. NCBI's taxonomy places the organism in Eukaryota, Ciliophora, Spirotrichea, Sporadotrichida, Oxytrichidae. The record is from the annotation of a GenBank genome assembly.
AUGUAUAAAUUAGACCCGCAGUUACUGCAACAGCAGUAAUAAAUCCUUGAAAACGAGACUGCUGAGGAAGUUACUGAAGAUAUGAUCCUCAACUACACUGACUGUAAACGGCUUUAAGAUGUGUUGGUUGUUUCCCUUCGAUCUAAGAAUCUUGUGAAGUGCUUUAAUGUAUUAAGUCAGUGCACUAAUUUGCAAGUAGCUUUUUUAUCUCAUAACCGACUCAGCUUCUUUCAAGAUUUGAACAAUCUACAGCGCAUGAACAACCUGGUCAAAGUCAAUCUUUCUCACAAUCAAAUCGUGCUGCUUCCUGCAUUCCAUAGUCUGGGCACUCUUAAGAAUCUGCGUAUACUAAUGCUUGAUCACAAUCUAAUACAAAAUUGGAGCAACUUAGAGUCGCUUACUUCUCUAUCGGACACUUUGUAUCACUUAACUCUCAGCAAUAAUCCUAUUUCUCAAGUGAGUGGCUACCGGCAUUAUCUGGUGACCAAGCUUUCAGGUUUAAAGGCCCUGGAUGAAUACAUUAUAACAGAUGAGGAGAGAAUGGAAGAUGUAGGAUUCGGACUUAGAUUCAGAGCGCUAAGUCCAUUUAUGAGACUCUACAUUCCUGAGUUCAAAGAAGAUCUUAAUGCUGAAUAGCAUCUAUUCCAGGUUGAAUUAGAGAUAUACAAGUUGAAGAGAUUAUUUGAAAAAAAUAGUCCGUCUAUAAGAAUUCAAUCUUUAUUCAGAGGCUAUAAGCGCAGAGUGGCACACUCUCAGUAUUUUGAAAAGCGCUAGAAAAGCAUCAUAUACAUCUAAAAGAUGGUGAGAGGCUGGCUGCAACGACUUAGAAUGAAAAGAGAGUUGAGGUUUUUGAUGAAACUCUAAGGCCUUGAGUAUCUCACUAUGACUAACACAGAACUUAUGUACUACAAUGCUAGGCUUAUCCUGGAGAAGCCAUUUAGAGCCUAUGUUUGGAGGCGCAGAGCUCAAAAGCUAAAACUCAAAAUGAUCUUAAGAAUACAAACUGCUUAUAGAGCCUUUAAAGCUAGAGAGUUUUCUUAUAUAAAGGCUAUGAGGAUUGAAGAGUACCCAGUUAUAUAUUUCUUGAAGGAACAGAGAGCCAAAUUUAGAGACUUGAUAGAGAAGACCUGCAAAAAUCUGAAGAUUCAAACUUCGUUCACGGACAUCUAUAAGAACUUUGUGUCUCAUGGCUCUGAAUUCUGCACCUUGAGAUAUCCAGACUUUAGUGAGCAUAGAUAUAAUACUCUGAUGCUGGUUCAUAAUUUAAUGCCCAGUAUGAUUACCAAGGUGACAAAGGUCAAUAGCGCUAAGCUAUUUCAAAAUACUCGAAGAAGCACUAAAUUCUUUAUGUGCUAGUUUGGGCAUUAAAAAGCAGAAAAUAUUCAGAAGUUGCAAAGGUUGAGACAGAGAAAUUGUGGUGUAGAUAUCGUCAAGAUGAAACGCAUAAUUGCAGAAAGAAAUAAAAAUUACGAUCAUUAUCAGGACUUUGAUUCCUUUUUCUUUCCCAAUCUGAAUUUCGCAAAAGCACUUAUAAACACAGUGAAAGAUUUCAAUAGAUUUUCACCAGAAAAGCAAGUGCUUAUGUUCUUCAAAUACCCCUUGAUCAAAGUCUAAGCUGCCAUCACAAUCUAAACUGCAUUUAGGCAUUACCUCUGGAGAAAAAAUGAAAAUACUUUUAAACUUAUUGAAUAAAUCAUUGAGAACAGAGCUUCACUGUGCCUGCAGUCUCGUUGGAAAAAUCUGAAAGUCACUAGAAGAUUUAAGUUCUUGCAUAAUCUUAAAAUUUACCUUGAGAAAAUAGAUUCUAAUGUCAUUUACCUGGAGGAAUAGAUUUAUCUGCAAUUACCAACUAUUAUUUAGAAUAUAAAUUCAAGAUCGACUAAGUUCACUGACUAAUUCAUCAAAUAUCAAUUUGACUCCUCAACACAUGCAAUACUCAUUAAUAACUAUAAAAACCCCAGAUUUGAGUUUUCCAUUCUUCCCAGAUGGGUAUUUGAUCCAAAGCUUGAAACUAUAAGUAAAGCUGAUGAUUCAAUAACCCCAAUCGGAAUUAAAAUCAAGAAUUCAGUUGAGCUUUAUGAUGAUGAUAUCAUGGCAUUAAUACAUUACACUGAUGGAAAUAUAGACUCAUCCCUUAAAGACUAUAAUUAAAUUGCAAACUAUGUUAACAAAACAAUCGAUCUCAAGAAAGGCCUGAAGUUUAUAGAGAUUUCCUGUUCUAAUGUGCUUGAAGCUAAGAGACGUGCAAUGACAAUAGCUUUGCUCACAUUCUUACUAAAGAAUCAGGUGUUCAUUUAAGUUUUCACUUAGAAGUAAAUUGAAGAGGGGUUCUUUCUAAACAGAUUAAGAGAUCUUUGGGAGGCUUUCGGAUUCUCAUUCACAUAGCAUGAUAUUAUUUAAAUGCAAAGAACCUCAGACUCUACAUAUAAAUAGCAGUUAAAAGGAAUAGACAUCAUACUUUCAGGAAAAGAUCUUGAAAGGUACGCUGGUUAGAUAGACAAAGACCCAUACUAUUAGAGGCAAGACUGCUUUUUAGAAUCUGGAAAAGGUAUCGAUCUGUAUUCAAAUUCAUUUACUCUCAAAACAAAGCCUUAAAUACUUACAAAAGAUCAAUCUGAAACAAAUCUAUCAAAUGUGGAAUAGUUUAGUAUUUACGAUGCAAGCAGCAGAGACAUCAAUGCCAGUCCAUAAAAAUUUGCACCAUUUAAAAAGGUAAUUGUCAAGCCUAAGAAAAAUAUAAUAUCCUAUUCCUAAUAAGUGUCACCUGUUAGUACCUCUAUCACGUUAAGAACAGAUAUUGAGAUGAAACUGUACGAGAUGUCUAUGUAGUAAAAAGAAGAAGAUUUCAUCAGCUCAAGGGAUCUCACGGAUAGACUGAACUUUGCUAAAUUGGCUGAAAUUGAAAAUAAAAGGCAAGAUGUGUCUAGUGUGAGAGAGUUUAAAGAUUAUAUCAAAGGACUUGGACAGCAAAUGCAGGAGAAACAGCUUGAGCAGUUCAUACAAUUUAAGAGAGAGCAAAAAGAACUAAUUAGUAGUAUAAUAGUAAGAGAGAAAGAGAGGAAGUUCUUUGAAAAUCUUAAUAAGAAACUGAAUGUAAUGACAUUCAAGCAAGAUAGAGAGAAAAGAAGAGAGGAAGUCAACUUUUCUAAGAAUUUAGGUGCCCAACUCAACAUGCUAAACAAGGUGUCACUGUAAGCAUUCAGAAGGAAAGGAUAUCAGGAUGACAUUAGAGAAAGAUAGCAUCAGCAUUCGAUGCUUAAAAGUAAAAGUAGACAUGCCUAAAGUGUCCUUAAUAAUACCUAGAAUAUCAAUAAAGUAAAUUUGAGCGAUUCAUUUGCAAAUUACUUUGACAUCCACGAUUCAAAUUAGGCCAAAUCUACUUAGAUUUCUCCAAGACCUCAAGCAGGCACAUACCUCGUAAGUGACACUACUUAUGGCAAUAUUCUUCCAACUACUGUAUCGAAGUAGCAAGUGAGGGAUGAACUGCUUGACAGCAGCAAAUUUAGCAACAUCAUAGAUUCAAAGUAUCAAUCCUUUAUUAGACAAUACGAAAGGGCUAAGGUAACGAGUAAAGCGAAAACUCAGAUCAGUCCAGGAAUGAGUGAGGAAAAGGACAUAAUGGUACUUAAUGAGUCGGUUUAACUGCCAGCCUUUCCAAUGAAGGUAACAAGGAAUGCUUUCUAAAGAUCAUAUUAAAAGAAGAGAAUCAUCUAGGUUCAAAUGAUGGAGAACAGCCAAUCUCUGAACAAUACCUCUACCUAUCACAUGGGAUCUGGAGCUUCAUUCAUGGAGCCUACAUACGCCUUAGGAAUGAUUCAAAAUAGAAGUAAUCAGGGAAUGCUUUCUGGACAAUUGAAUGCAACCUAGUAAGAUAUUGGAAUGAUGGAAUCAUCUUUGGGAUUCGGUCAUAUGAAAACGAGCAUUGGAAUGUCCAAAGAAAAAGAUGAGAUAAAGAGUAAUAAAACCAUAAACGAGCACAUAAUAUGGCAAGGAAUUCCAUAGAAUAGUUUGAAGCUAGGCAGACUAAAAUGA